AUGGAUGCAAAUUCUUCCAGAAUGGAAUUGGAAGGAGAUCAUCAAACAGGGAAGAAAGAAUUAUCCGAGACAAUCACACUUAGGCCCAUCGAACUUUCCGAUGUGGAUGAUCUGAUGGUUUGGUUCACGGAUGAAAGGGUGAGUCAAUAUUGUGUUUGGGAUACAUAUACAUCAAAGGAGCAAGCCAUAGAUUAUGUCAAGAAUAUGGCAAUUCCUCAUCCAUGGUUAAGGGUAAUUUGUGUCAACAACAGGGCAAUUGGGACAAUCUCUGUUACACCAAAGUCUGGAAAUGAUCAGUGCAGAGCAGAGUUAGGAUAUGCUCUGGGAUAUAGUUUUUGGGGCAAAGGGAUCAUGAAAAAAGCAGUGGAUUUGGUGAUUUCUACCAUCUUUGAGGAGUGGCCACAUUUGGAAAGGUUGGAAGCCAUUGUUGAUGUGACUAAUAAGGGCUCACAAAGGGUUCUUGAUAAAUCAGGUUUCCAAAGAGAAGGUGUUCUGAGGAAAGAUAAAAUGGAUGAAAGUUCUUCCAAAAGUCAAUCAGAAGCUGAUCAAGUGGGAAAGGAAGAAUCAUCCAAGAUCAUCACAAUUAGAUCCCUUGAACUAACCGACGUAGAUGACUUGAUGGUUUGGGUACCAGAUGAGAGAGUAACUAAGUAUUUCCUCUUGGAUACUUGCACUUCUUCAAAACAUCAACAGGCAAUAGAUUUCAUCAACAAUUGGGUUAUUCCGCAUCCAUGGUUAAAGGUGAUUUGUAUCAACAACAAGGCAAUUGGGACGAUUUCCGUUACGCCGAAUUCUGGAAAUGAUAAGUGCAGAGCUGCAUUAGGAUAUAUUCUGGCACGUAGUUUUUGGGGAGGAAUCAUGACAACAGCAGUGGAGAUGGUGAUUUCUACUAUAUUUGAAGAGUGCCCAUAUUUGGAAAGAUUGGAAGCCAUUGUUGAUGUGAGUAACAAGGGUUCUCAAAGGGUUCUUCAGAAAGCAGGGUUCCAAAGAGAAGGAGUAUAG
This is a messenger RNA of Oldenlandia corymbosa var. corymbosa, 1002 nucleotides long. The record is from the annotation of a GenBank genome assembly. NCBI's taxonomy places the organism in Eukaryota, Viridiplantae, Streptophyta, Magnoliopsida, Gentianales, Rubiaceae.